Molecule: messenger RNA, 1842 nt
Organism: Spizellomyces punctatus DAOM BR117
Lineage: Eukaryota; Fungi; Chytridiomycota; Chytridiomycetes; Spizellomycetales; Spizellomycetaceae
Product: glycosyltransferase family 2 protein
Exons: 4
Coding region: 5-1711 (568 amino acids)
Source: RefSeq, a predicted model, not a curated record
GAUCAUGUUCUACUUGACGAAAGAAGCUCUACCGGUCUUCUUACCGCUUGGAUUUAUCGGGAUUUAUCGAUGGUUUUGGUUUCUCAUAAAGAUCCUAGCAUAUUGCCUCUACAAGCCGCUCAAGCCGCGGCAGCAUCCACGCUACAUUCCUGCCCGCGACGUAACUGUGGUAGUUCCUACAAUUGACUCUGGGGAAGAAAUUAAAGUCGCCAUUCGAACAUGGCUCAGAUGUGAUCCCUAUGAAGUUAUUUUCGUUACUGUACCGUCUGCACGGGAUGCCCUCAAUGCACUGGCUCGUGAAGUUGAUCCUUCUGGCACAAAGGUCAGAGUAAUCACCAUUUCAAAACCCAACAAGCGAAAUCAGAUGGUUGCUGGUGCUAAUCGAGUCCGAACGCCGAUCACUGUGUUUUGCGAUGACGACGUGCUUUGGCCUGAGACGAUGUUACGAUGGAUGUUGGCGCCUUUUGAAAAUAAGAUGAUGGGAGGUGUUGGAACGUCGCAAAGAGUCCUGCCGCAGCAUAAAUAUAUGACUAUUUGGGAGAUCCUGGCAGCAUUUCGGAUUUCGAUGCGCAAUAUCGAGAUUACUUCGACGACGUAUAUCGAUGGUGGCGUCUGUUGCCUCUCAGGACGAACGGCCGCGUACCGCACAUGCAUCCUCCGGGAUCCCGAUUUCCAGUGGUCCUUUACUCACGAGUUCUGGCUUGGAAAAUACCACCAGCACUCAGGAGACGACAAGUUUCUAACCCGCUGGAUUCACUCCCAUAACUGGAGAACCUAUAUACAAGCUUGUCCGGAAGCCGAACUUUCGUCAACAUUCAAAGACAACUGGCGUUUUCUCAAACAACUUCUUCGAUGGACGCGUAAUACUUGGAGAAGCGACUCUCGAAGCCUGUUCACGGAGCGCUAUGUAUGGGUUCGCCACCCUUUUGUUGCCUUUACAAUGCUAGACAAAUUCUUCAACCCGAUCACUCUCCUCGCCGGCCCCGCGACAGUGGCCUAUUUAGCAACCUGCUCUGACGAGCCGGGAUCACUGCCUCUCUGGGUUGUCCUCACAAGUUAUCUGGUCUGGCUCUUCGUGACGCGACUCAUCAAAUACAUGCCGCAUUUUGUACGAAGACCCCAAGAUGUGUUUGCGAUUCCAAUUUGGCUGAUCUUCAAUAUCUAUUUUGCCAUCAUGAAGAUCUACUGUUUAUUUACGUUGCAUGUUACGGAUUGGGGAACGCGGGAUGGAGCCGAUGAUGGGAAGGGGGCAGAGGAUGAACUGGAUAUCUUUAGGCCGCGGUGGACUGAUAAAGACGAGGAAAAUGCCUCGGGAGCGGGAGGCGUUCCCAACGUCCGCAUGCCCUCUGGACCAUAUGGUGUAGCUGCACCUGGACCUGCAUUGUCACGAGCGAGCACAAUUGUCGGUGACCAUCCUCACCACGGGCAGCAGGAGAGAAGUGGACGGCAAAACGGAUGGGGUAACAGCGUAUAUAGCAUUCCCGCUCCGCCUGACGUCUCCAAUGGGUCUAUUAACCUAUCUGUGAUGACGGACUUCACGCCACCGAAGAGCCAAAGAGGGUCAGACUCCAACCAAACUGUGAGCCAGGCUGGGACCCGGAGUACUAUGGGUUCCGGUUCGGACGCUACAAAGACAGAAGAACGGAACAGUACAUGGAGUGCUAUCCCUCACCCGACCUCAAGCGGUGUACCUGUCAACCCAACCAAUUAACGAGGAAGAUUAUUUGCUUGUAUACAUUGCUGUAUCAAAACUAAGUUGUACUUUAGACUAAACCAAAGGAUAAUCGAAUUGUAAGUAGUGUAGUUUGAACUAUUCAAAAGAAAUAUAUAAUAUAUGGAUGA